This is a messenger RNA of Cebus imitator (Panamanian white-faced capuchin), 1009 nucleotides long. RefSeq names its product cytochrome b-245 light chain. The coding region runs from base 458 to 931 and encodes 157 amino acids. Gene Ontology annotation, cellular component: NADPH oxidase complex. The transcript has 2 exons. Gene Ontology annotation, molecular function: heme binding. The record is from RefSeq and is a predicted model, not a curated record. Gene Ontology annotation, biological process: superoxide anion generation. Lineage: Eukaryota; Metazoa; Chordata; Mammalia; Primates; Cebidae.
CACCCCCAGCCCCAGCCCCUGCCCUGACACCCUCAGACACGCAUGGCCCUUGAAGCUGGCUCUGCAGGCUGAGUCAGCCUGAAAGCAAGUGUGAGCUGGGGCGUGAGCUCACAGCAUGGCGGGACGUGACCGCCGCAGCGGCUGCUCUGCACACCUUGUGUGUCUGGUCAUUUCUCUGCUGAUUAACCCACAGCACAGUCCUGGGAGGGGUACUGGGGUCCCCGCUUUACAGACAAAGAUGCAGAGGCUCAGAGAGGUGCUGGAGCUGGCCUGGAGUCACACCGCGGCUGAAGGCCCUGUGUGGGCUUGGGUCCGCUUACCAGGCAUUUCUCACCUGAACCCUGUCUGAGCUGAUUCGUGGGCGGUGCCAGAACGCACGCUGUCACGCACACAUUUUUUUAAACUGCCGACACCUGGGUUUGCUUUGUGAAAACCGCACCCUGUUAGAAGGCUGCUCAUGGGAUACAGUGCUCCUUCUAGGAAGAUAGGGAUGGGCGGGAGGCCAGGGCGCAGCACCCCUGCCUGCGCUGGGCUCCGGAGCACAUGGCCGCAGGCCGCCCCUCACUGCGGGGUCUGUGGGUGGACAGAGCCCUUGGACUUUGCUCAUUCAUUUCCUUUUGUCCCUAGCGCCAAGUUCCUCCUGCCCGCAGAGGGAACUGCUUCCCCCGGGUGUGCAUCUUCUAGUGUGUGUGCAGGAUUCUGUGCAUGCCUUCCGCGUGCGGCCGUGCGCGGCGAGCAGUGGACGCCCAUCGAGCCCAAGCCCCGGGAGCGGCCGCAGGUCGGGGGCACCAUCAAGCAGCCGCCCAGCAACCCCCCGCCGCGGCCUCCGGCCGAGGCCCGCAAGAAGCCCAGCGAGGAGGCGGCGGCGGCGGAGGGCCCCUCGGCGGGCGCCCAGGUCAACCCCAUCCCGGUGACCGACGACAUCGUGUGACCGCGCCCCGGACCUGCCCGUUCGCCCCGCGCGCCCGCCAGGGGGCGCCCGCCCGCAAUAAACGCAGCGAAGCCCGGA